AUGACGAACCCCACAAUACUUCUCACAACUGUCCUCCUAACACUCCUCACAACCCCCGCCCUCGCCCAAUUCGGUUUCUUCGACCAAAUGUUCGGCGGCGGCGGCGGCCAGCAACAGGGUCACCACCACCACCACGAGCAAGAAGCGCAAAACGUACGGAGUGAUGCUAGUUGGUACCAGUCACAGUAUGAGGGCGCACAAUGCACACACUACCUCUGCCCCGGCACCCUCUCAUGCGUACAUUUCCCACACCACUGCCCCUGCUCGUGGGAGACGGUCGAAGACAAAGUUGAAUUGGGCGAGGGGAUUGCGGUUUGUGGGUCCAAGGGGGGUUGGGUUGAGGGUGAGUUUGGGAAGAAGGUUGAGAUGGCUAGGAAGGGGUUGCUUUGA
Pyrenophora tritici-repentis Pt-1C-BFP is the source of this 390-nucleotide messenger RNA. RefSeq lists its product as uncharacterized. The record is from RefSeq and is a predicted model, not a curated record. NCBI's taxonomy places the organism in Eukaryota, Fungi, Ascomycota, Dothideomycetes, Pleosporales, Pleosporaceae.